Molecule: messenger RNA, 9485 nt
Organism: Aphis gossypii (cotton aphid)
Lineage: Eukaryota; Metazoa; Arthropoda; Insecta; Hemiptera; Aphididae
Exons: 5
Coding region: 6982-9090 (702 amino acids)
Source: RefSeq, a predicted model, not a curated record
CAAAAUUUAUUCAUUCUAUAUUAUUAUGAAAAAAAAUACUUUCAAAAUAAUGUUACUAUUUACUUUAAACUCAUAAGUUAUAUUGAUGUUUUUGUAAAUACAUAAAUAUUACCUACUGUGCAUAAUUAAUUAUUAUUCAAUGCUUUACGACUCUAAGAAUCUAAGCACUUUCAUACUAUUAAAAUUAAUUAAUAUUUCACAUUUACGGUAAUAAUUGAAUCCGCAUGUUUCAAGACAGAAUGUGGUUUAUUAUAUAAACAUUAACAUAUAAGAAAAAUAAUAAUGAUUUAAAAUAGGAACGUGAUUGUAUGUUCGAUAAGUUCCAUUAGAAAACACGAAAGCUUGGCUUGAAAUAUUUCUCAUUUAUUAUCGGUACCCAAUGCAUAUUACAAGUAGAAUCAAUCAUAAAAUAUAUCAUGCACCGAUGGCGAAACAUUUGUGGGCUUCCAAAACUUCAUGGUCUUAAAUGUUUCUUUUGCUGUUGUACAAAAUUAAUUUACGUCGAUACGACCCAACCAGGUGAAACAAUGUUCUAUGUCUUUUGUUUUAUUUUGUGUAAGUACAAUAAAUAGUACGGAUAUUUCAAGCGAAAUUCAUGGUCGGAUAAAAACGCGAAAAUAUUAUUCUGCGAAUUUAUUAAACAAUUUGUUAACCUAAAUAAUAGAUAUAUGUAUAGGUACACUUAGUUCCUUGUUUAAUAUUAUCCAAGUUAAUUAAACCGCAAGCACUGUGCAGUUAUAAUAUUAUGUAAGACGUAUAAAUAGAACAAAAUAUCGUUUUAUUGUGCACAAUCGAAAUCAUUGAACGUCUUAAUUGUUAUUAUUGUUGUAAUUAAUUAAUUUUAAUAGUUUUGUCGAAAGUCUGUGUGUGUGUGUAAUGUGUAUGGAGUAUAAUAUGACUAUGCGGCGAGAGUUUAAGUAAGGAUCCAAUUAUGUGCUUUUUUUACUGGAAGAAAUCAAUGUUAAUAAACUUAAAAUGUUUUCUAAGAUCUGCUUCAAAAGUUGAAUAAGUUAUUUACGAAUUCUAAAAUCUUUAUGUUGGUAUGUCAGAGGUCUAUAUAUUUUUGGUUAACUGAAUUUUUUUUAACGUUCCAAUGAAGUCUGCUUAUCCAUUACUAUUGAUGAAAAUUUAAAUUAUUAAACGAUACCUUAAGGCUUUAUGGCUUAUUAUUAUAAGAAUAUAAUAAAAAAAUGAUUUUGUUUUUUAAUUUGUGAAUUUCAUUGAACCAGAUCGAAUAUCUAUAGUCUGCACCAAAUAAUUAAAAAACGUCUUACGGUGCAGAAUUUAAUUUUAGAAUGGGAAACAAAUAGUAUAACAAUUUACUAGGUACCUCAGUAGCGGCUCGUGAGUUAAUAUUCUGGGGAGACUUAAAAUUAUAUAACAUAAACUACGUACAACAACGAACAAGAAAAACCCUAUUAUUGAAAAUCUAAUAAUAUUAUAGUAUUACAUAUUUAGUUAAUAUUUUUAAGUUUAAUUUGAUUUUUUUGUUCGUAAGUUAAAGUAUUAAAACCACUAAUUAAUAAUAUGUCUAUUAUAUUGUAUUUUUGCAUUUUUAAAAUAAUUAGAAAUAUAACAAAUAUCAAAUAGAAGAUAGUAUAAAACCCUGUAGUAAACGGGUUAUAGUUAUUAAAUCAUAAAAAUGCAUUAAAUUAUGACAGCGGUCAGCGACUAAGAACGGCGCGCGGUACGGCAAUUAUUGUCGUGAACCCAGUCUCAAUAGAGUCUAUAAUACGCAGCUUAUUCUCCCUGCCCCCUCCGGCCCUCCAACGAACCGGCCAUACCAUUUUACAUGUUAUGAUUGAAACUGUCGGGCGGCAGUUUCACUGUAAAGGCGACCGUCACCGUCAUCGAUAAAACUAAAAUAGCAUUUCUAUUAAAAUAACUAUUUAAAGGUUUUAGAUUUGGUUGCUUUCAAUUUAUAAUAUUAAACAAAGAAAACGAUAUAAAUUAUAUAAUAUUAUAUUUUCAAUUCGAAUAAAAAUAUUUUUAUGCAUUAUUAUUUUAAUUAAUUAUUAUUUACAAGUAACUGGGUUUUUUUAAGGGGGAGACUCAGUCUCAAAGUCUCCCCUGACGAGCCGCCCCUGCCUAUGUAUAGGUAUAUACAAUAAAUCAUGUAUUGCUAUUUGGUGUUAAAAAAAAAUAUCAUAUCUCUAAUUCAAAGCUAAAGUACCGGGUUGUAAAAUCCAAUUUAUGAAAUCGCAAUAUCCAAUGCAAUAAACAUCGUUAACAAAAUAAAUCAUAUUAUAAUAUGAUUAUUAUUAAAACGUCUGACUAGAUUAUAGAUGUAGACCAUACUUGGCGGGUACAAUAAAGUGCUUUGUUACGGAGGUACCUUCACCAUUAAAAUAGAUAAGUAUCUAUUAGCUUAACCGACAAAAAAUAAUAUUAACGAUAAUAAUAUUUGUAACACGUUUUUUUCUCUCAUUACAAUAUGCACACUAUAUUUUCCAUUCGCACAUCAUUCUUCUUCCGUUUCGCCCACACGCUUGUGCCACCGCCUCGAUAAAUAUAUAUAUAUAUAUAUUUAUAUUUUUUUCAUCGGCUCGACAAUAGUGUUUACGAUAAUAAAAAAUAAUACCUACUAUAUUAUAAUAUCGGUCUAUAAUACGUACAUGGAACGCGCCGUAAAUAAAUAAUGUAAAUUACAAUUAAGAUUUUUGCGUCUGCGUUUCUUUCAGUAAUAACGGCAACAAAAACAAUAAUAAUAUUUUACAUAGGUAUUAUAUGUUUCUGUGCUUGUGCGUUAUACAAAAUAUAUCGUCACGAAUCCAUUAUAAUAUUAAAUUUUAUUCCGACUUAAUUUUUUUUUAUUAAUUUUGCUUUUCACGUGACUCUGUGGGCAGGUAACGACGAUAUUAUUAUAACAAACCCUUGAUGAAAUUUUUUUUAUAGUCCGUAGACCAUUCUACUCGCAUAGUCAUAUAUGGUUUAAUAUAAUGUUACAUACUCAGGGGCGCCCGGAGAGAGGGGCCAGUGGGUGCCAUUGCACCCACUGAGAUUUUUUAAUAUACAAAAAAAUAAUUAUAUUAUAUUAUAAAAUAUUCAAUUUUUUUCUGAUUUUUUUUCUAAAAACCAAUAAUCACGUAAGGUAAAUUUUCACAGAAUAAUAUUAUGUCCUUAUGUCUUAUGACGAUAUUUAGUAUAUUCUUAUACACUGUGUCACUGUGUAUGGUAUAAUUAUUAUUAUAUCUACUAUCUAGACUAUAUAUUUAUAUUUAGAUGUCAGAACAAAAUAUACGGGAAUUACCCGAAAACAAGUAACACUCUCCUCUACUAUUUGAUUCAUAAUUUUCAUAAUUUUUUGCAUUAAAUUUUGAGUUAUGUUUAUAUAAUAAAGUAAAUAUAUGUUAAAUAUAUAACAUGCAUUUCAAUUUGCACCCACUGAGCUGAUUUUCUGCGGGCGCCCCUGUACAUACUCACUCGAUCGGGCGAGCAUAGGUUCACAAAACAGUAAUAAUAAUACGUCAUAUAUACAAACACUCUAGGCGGAAAUACGGGCAGUCACUGCAGUUCAUUACGAGUGUGUUAUAAAAAUUAAUCGUCAUCCCAACACGAGAAAGCCUCGUCGUGUAACUCACCCGCUGGCCAAUAUUACGCGUUUGUGGUUACAACGAUGGCGAUGAUAAUAUUAUUAAAUGUGUUUCGGCAACCGCUUCGGGUCUGGUUUUCCAACGAGACAUUGCGCCUACCGGUGAAAUAAUAUAUCGUUGUGAAAAAGAUUUCCAAAAAAUUUUACUCGAUUAAGAAGAAAACGAUUGAUGUAUUAUCAACGCACAGUAUAAACCCAUUUGGUCUAUUAACUUGAAAUUUUGUACAUAGAUUUUAUAUACUAUGGUUUUGGCAAGCAUUAAUAAUUUUUAGAACUCAUAAUACCACUCCCAUAGGUGAUAUAAUAUUAUUACUCAUUAUCCUUAGCACAUAAAGUUUAACAAUACAGAAAUUUCUCGUUCGAAUUUCGAAUUGGAUGCAUCAAAAUAUCUUACCGUAAACGGUGAUUGUUGUUAUAAAAACAAGUUUAUAUAGUCACUGCACGUGAGUAUAUUUGGUGAAUCAUUCUGCACAAUACACAAUAUUAUAUUAUUAUACCACAACAGUAUUAUAAUACGCGGACAAACCUGUAACUGCUGGACCACUGGACCAGUAGAAACAGUAGCUCCGUCAUCGUUGUGAGAUGAUCGCGAUUUCUUAAUUCGUCAUUAACGAACAGCCGCGGUUCGAGCGAUUUCGCGUCAUUGCAGAUCGUAUUCGCGUCAUCGGUACCGAUUUCCCUUGACGCCACUUCUGUGGGCCGUGCCGAUAAUAUCACGUCGACCAGCAGAUCGUUAUUGAUUUACCGCAGUUUCGUGUAUGAAUUAUGCUUAAGAAGAAUAUUCAUUAAUAGUGUACACUAUUAUCAUUGCACGACUGACAAUAGGUAGCGACCGCGUUUCAUAUUUCGAUAUCUGUGUGGCAAAGCGAGCGACGAUUUAACGCCCUCUGGGUAGGAACUAAAUACGAAGCGUCAACCGUCCUCUCGUUUUUUCACGGUGAUUUCAAUAGCGACUUUCGUGACGUUAUAUACAAUACAUGUAUGUGUUUCGAUGGAAUAAAUCGAUUUUCUACUGCGACACGAUGGCGACCGACGGGAGUAGACGUAAAAAUAUAUCAUACAGUUUACACAAGACCCGAUGGCCGAUGAUGACGAUGAUUUUAGGAUCGACGCCGAUCGGCUAAUUACUUUUCCUCUUUAGCUCGUGGUACACGUUUCAACUCGCAACAACCGUAGUGUGAGAAAACGUUCGCCACUUUUGUUUCGCACUAAUUAUAAUGUAUAAUAUUACCACCGAUCAUCGCCCAGUUUCAAAAUUAUAACAUCAUCAUCGAUCGGGUUUUGAAUAAUUCUCACACGACGACGCAUUCGAGGAUCGACCCAAAAAUUUCGGUCCGCACUCUUCACGGAUCCAACGUUAUGGAAGAUAGAUAAUAAUUAUAAUAAUAAACUUUUACACGCGUACUACUCCAUUUUAUGCUUUAUAGAAACAUCACUAAAUAAUUAUAUUAUGUUAUACUUCAAACAUUUCGCCCGACUUCUUUGUUCGUAGAGACAUUCGUAUUUGUUUUUUUUUUUACUUUCUUUAUUUUUUACUAUUUUAAAUCACCAUAAUAUAUAUUUUAGAUUCUAAACAAUGAGUUAACUGUAUCGAUUUUGCAAACUGCUUCGAUUAUCAUCUUGGAAAAAAGUUUCUGGUAGAAAAUUGGAUUUGUUUGCACCUACUUUGGCGGGUCAAAUAUAAAAAUUGCUCAGUUCUCUUCAAAUAAUCGAUGGGUAAAAAAUAUGAACAUUAGUAAAAAUGAAUAUAAUAUAUAGAAUAAUUGUUCGGUAAUAUUGAUACCAAAAUGUUUGACUGUUUCAACUUAGAAUUGUGUUUCAUCAAAUACAAUAAUUUAUCGUUUAAUGCAAAUUUACACGUCAUCCGUCACUGGUCAGUGACCCAAUCAAUUACUAUUACACUUGACACCUAUUUUACAGAAGAGCGGUUACCUAUUUUAUGCCUUUUUUAUCUUCACUUUUAGAAAGUAUACUGAUAAUUUAUUGUAUAAAAAUCAAAUUUCGAUUGAGGAGUUUAUUAGUUAUACGUAUUUUAACUUAAAAUGAGCUGGAUGGAAAUCAUAUUAUAGUACUCCGUUGAUCGCUAAUCAAUACUUUAAAUAAAAUUAUAACUAAUUAGAUCCUAAUCCUAAAUUAAAUUUCUAUGUAUUUUUAAUUCUGAGAGAAAUAUUCUAUUUAAAAUGUACAUUAUUUGAAAAAGUAAAACCUAAUAUUUAUGAUGAUAAAAAUUGAAAAAAAUAAUUUAUUAAAUGUUUUUUUUUUAAAUAAUGAAUGUUCUAAUACAAAAUAAAAAAAUAAUAGCAACCCUGUACAUAACAAUUAUACUAUGAGCUACACUGCUACAUCAAUAAUUAUUCAUUGGCAGUAUUUGCGUACAACAGUUGAUAUUUGAUUAUUAUUGUGAGGUGCUUUGCAAAGACGACCUUCAUUAUCUAAAUUCAUGUCGCAGACAAAUUUUUUUCCAUAUAUAUGUUAAUGGUUACUCGUAGAAAAUUGUGAAAAAAAAAUGUUUAUAUUCAUUAUUCAAUAAUAAUUAUUGUUGGUGUUUACACAAGAACGCGUCACCGUAAAAUUUGGUUUUAGAUUUUAGACGAUGUUUUAUAAUACACCGAUAAUGACACAAAUUACGUAACAAUAAUAUAGCGAUGAGCUCUAUGAAUGUCAUUUUUUUUUUAUGAAAAUCUGUUAACGGAUAAGUAUAUAUGACUUUUAUUUAUAUUAAGACAACUAUUGAAAUGUAUAUAAAAUGUUAGAUAACCCACUUAUUGAACACAAGUCUCUCAAAUCUGUACCAAUUACUAUAAAUAUUUGUUAGCAAUUAUAAUAUAUAUUUUUAACAAGUUAAAAAACAAGUUUCAAUGUCUUUUCGUUUCAGAAUUUUUUGUUAUCUCUACUCGUUGAAAAAUUGUUACCUUGGUGGCGUGUACCUAAGUAAACAAUCUAAAUAAGUUUCACAUUUUGACAAUCUUUUCGUUAUUUAAAUUAAAAAUGAUAUUAAUAAUUGUGACCACAACUUGUUUUGACUCGUUGUUAUAUUUAGUUUCAGGGACGGUGUUAGUAUAUUAUUUGCUAUGUAUAUAUAACUAAAAUAGAUAUUUUGACAAGAAUCGAAAUUUAUUUUUAUCCGUAAUCAACACUUUUAAAUAGGUCAUAAUUAGUAUCACAUAUAUAUGGACGGUUUUGGUGAGAAAGGGGAUAAGUCACUCAAAGCAAAAACUUGUUGUUAUAAAUAAUAUUGUUAUUAAUGUGAUGUGAUCGACGAUCGUCUUCACAGGCACAAUAAGAAUAGAUGUAAAUUCAUAUUUUUUCGAAUUUAUUUGACAUAAUUAUUAUUAGUGUAGUUGUGUAAUCAUUUUAAUUAAAUUAAUACAAAUUGAUAUUUGAAAGAGAUGACUUCUAAAAGAUCUAAACUACUUCUAACAUUGGCAAAAAAUUUUAAUGAUGCCAAGCAACAGUCAACAUCAACCAUCACCAAAUUACCAUUGCGACGCAAUUUGAUGCAUUCAUUUAAUGCUGCUUUAAAUUCUGAUAUAAAUGACCAAAAUAACCAGCAUAACGAGUCAAACGACAAUAUGGAAAUUGAAAAUCAUACUGAUGUCAAUGAAAUUAGUUGUGUAAAUUCAAAAAUGAAUGUUCAACAAUGGGUAAAUCAGUGUAACUUUUUUGAUGCCAACGAACACAAAAAUAAUAGUGUAAAUAUGAUAACAUUAAAUGGUGAAGAUUUUGAAAUAAUAGUACAAGAGACACCUGACUAUGAUAAUGAUGUUAGUGUAGUAUUAGAAACACCUGAGCAUGUUUUUGAACCAGAUUUUGCUAUGAAUAUAGAAAAUGUUGAAAAUGUUGAAAGUCUUGGAAUAAUUGACAAUAUUGAAAAUGAUGGUAAUGUUGAAAAUGUUGAAAGUCUUGGAAUAAUUGAAAAUAUUGAAAGUGAUGGGAAUGUUGAAAAUGUUAGUCAUAGCAGAAAAAAUAAAAUCAGCAAAAAGGGAGAUACCAGACUUUAUAGACAAAACAGGAAAGAAAAAAGAAAUUGUGGGGAGCAAUAUGUUACUAAUAAAGGAAAGCUAGUUAAUGGUCGUGUAUCUAGACCUUUAACUGACUAUAGACUAAGAUGUAAGACUAAAAUUAAUUGGGAUUUACAACAAACAUUGUUCAAUAUUUACUGGUCGAUGAAAUCAUAUGAUAGGCGGAUAACAUAUAUAUCUAAUCUCAUAAGACCAACUAAAAAAGCAGUUACUAGAAAGAGAAGAGACACUCCAGAAAAGCAAAAAAAUAGACAAAUGACAUAUCAAUAUCAUGUUCCAAAGGACAAUGAAAUGGUUAUUAUUUGCAAGUUAUGUUUCUUAAACAUAUUUGGUGAAACUCCAAAAUUCAUUCAAAAAAUUUGUACACAAAAACUUUUAUCUCCUGCUCAAAAAAUGUCUCCAGAUAAGAGAGGAAAAAAUACACCAAAAAAUAAGAAAAGUCCACAAACUGUUAAAUCUAUUUUAAAUCAUAUUAAUCUGCUUCCAUCUUAUGAAAGCCAUUACUGCAGGAAAGAGACUGUAAAAAAAUAUUUACCUCCUUAUUUUACUAUGCAAUUGGCAUAUGAUGAUUAUAAAAAAACUACAAAUGAGUCAGUCAGUCGUUGGUUGUAUGAAAAACAUUUUAAAAAAUCUGGUUUGAAAAUAAAAAAUCCAAAAAAGGACACUUGUUCCCAAUGUGACAGCUUAAAUAUACAAAUUGUCAACAAUAGGUGCACAAAUGAACAAAAGGCUGAAUUGAUUAUUAAAAGAAGUAAGCACCACGUAGAAGCAGAAGAUGCAUAUGAAUCAAAAAGGAAAGACUCUAGUUUAGUAACUGAUGAUAUAUGUGUGAUAGAAUUUGAUCUUCAACAAUGCCUUCCAACUCCCAACUUGGAAUCAUCAGUGGCCUUCUACAAAAGACAGUUAUGGACAUUUAAUCUUACAGUACAUAAUGUUUUAACGUCACAUGCAUAUUGUUAUAUUUGGAAUGAAACAAUUGCUAAAAGAGGUGCCAACGAUAUUGGGUCUUGUGUAUUCCAUUACUUAUCAAAUCUUCCACCAAAUAUAUCUCAUGUUAUAAUGUACAGUGACUGCUGUCCAGGCCAAAAUAAAAAUACUAUAUUUAUGGCUAUGUGCUUGGCUUUUUUGGAACAGCAAGAUAAAAUACAAAUUAUAGACCACAAAUUCAUGGUACCAGGGCACACGCGAAUGGAGUGCGACUCUGACCAUGCACGUAUAGAAAAAGCUAAGAAACGUUUCUCUGCUCCUAUCAACCAUCCUCAUGAUUGGGCACAAUUGAUUCGUUAUGCUGGGAAAGAUAAAUUUAGUGUCAUUGAAACAGAUCAAACUCAUUUUCUAGAUUUCAAUAGCUUAUUAAAAUCAAAAUAUCAAUUUAAAAAAAAAAUGUUGUUGGGCAGUUGUUUUUGUUCAGAGAUGCCAAGUGGUUCAGAUAUAAAAAGUGUAAUAAAGAUUUGGUAUACUACAAAACUUCAUUGAAAGAAGAUGCAGAAUUUGAAUGUUUAAGUUUAUCUCGAAGAAAUGCUAUUUCCAACCCAUUACCAACCAUACCCAAAGCUUAUAAUAAUGAUUUACCUGUAACACUUGAAAAAAAAAAGGAUUUACUAUCAUUAUUACAAUUCAUUCCUGAAUUGUAUCAUGAUUUUUAUAAACAAUUAAAAACCAAGGAGAAUUUAAAUGAUCCUAUUGUGUCGGAUGAAGACGACGAGUAAGAUAUUAAUUACCUAAUGUGUUUAUCAUUUUUUAUUAAUUGUUUUUAUUUCAAUUUUCUAUAAACUAUUAUUAUUAUGUUAUGAUUAUGUUCCUAAAGUAAGGAUAUCAAUAAAUCAUUAAAGUUUUAUUUUUUAAUACUCUUAAAAUAUUAGAUAGUUAUA